Molecule: messenger RNA, 2430 nt
Organism: Arctia plantaginis
Lineage: Eukaryota; Metazoa; Arthropoda; Insecta; Lepidoptera; Erebidae
Source: the annotation of a GenBank genome assembly
AUGGCUGCUAUGUCCGUCAUCGGUAUUGAUUUCGGUAAUGAAUCAUGUUAUAUUGCUGUGGCUAAAGCAGGUGGUAUUGAAACAAUAGCCAACGAUUAUAGCCUUCGGGGUACUCCAUCAUGUGUGGCAUUUUCCCCAAAGAAUCGAAUAUUAGGUGUGGCUGCCAAAAAUCAAAUGGUUACAAAUAUGAAAAACACUGUGUUUGGCUUCAAGAGACUGUUAGGUAGAAAAUUUAAUGACCCCUAUAUUCAGAAGGAAUUAAAACAUUUCCCCUAUAAGGUUGAACAAAGGCCUGAUGGUGGAAUUGGUAUAAGAGUUAAUUAUCUUGGUGAAGAUAAUGUUUUCAGUCCAGAACAGAUAACAGCCAUGCUAUUUACAAAACUGAAGGAAAUUGCUGUCAAUGCACUCCAGACUCCAAUCAAUGACUGUGUAAUAUCUGUGCCUAGUUAUUUCACAAAUGCUGAGAGAAAUGCUUUACUGGAUGCGGCUGGUAUAGCUGGACUUAAUGUACUGCGCCUAAUGAAUGAAACAACUGCAACUGCUUUAGCUUAUGGAAUUUAUAAACAAGACCUGCCUGCCCCUGAAGAGAAGCCUAAGAAUGUUGUUUUUGUUGACUUUGGUCAUAGCUCCCUGCAGGUGUCUGCUUGUGCCUUUAAUAAAGGCAAAUUACGUGUUUUGGCAACAUCAUCAGAUCCUCAGUGUGGUGGCAGAGAUAUAGAUAUGGCCCUAGCUGAUUACUUCUGCCAGGAAUUUAUAACUAAAUAUAAGUUGGAUGCAAGAAAAAAUCAAAGAGCCUUCUUACGGUUACUCCAGGAAGUAGAGAAAUUGAAGAAGCAGAUGUCAGCUAACAGUACUAGAUUACCGAUUAAUGUUGAGUGCUUCAUGGAAGAACGCGAUGUUUCGGGUGACUUGCAGCGCUCGCAAAUGGAGCAGAUAUGUGCUGAGACAUUCACACGUUUCGAAAGAGCUCUUAGAGCUAUUUUACACAAUGCUAAACUAAGACCAGAAGAUAUUCAUUCGGUUGAGAUUGUCGGUGGAUCUACCAGAAUUCCAGCUGUUAAAAGUCUGAUUGAACAAGUAUUUAACAAACAUGCCUCGACAACCUUAAAUCAGGACGAGGCCGUGGCCCGGGGCUGCGCGCUGCAGUGCGCCAUGCUGAGCCCGGCCGUGCGCGUGCGCGAGUUCAGCGUGGCCGACGUGCAGCCCUACGCCGUGCGCCUGGCCUGGGACGCCGCCAAGGGCGAGGACGGCGACAUGGAGGUGUUUCCUGCCUUCCACGCCGCGCCCUUCUCCAAGAUGUUAACCUUUUACAGAAAGGAGCCUUUCUCCGUUCGUGCUUACUACUCCGAUCAGAUUCCCUUCCCUGAUCAAUUCAUCGGACAAUGGCAGAUCAAAGAUGUACAACCAACAUCGGAGGGAGAAUCGCAAAAAGUAAAACUAAAAGUUAGAGUGAACAUACAUGGUAUAAUAACGGUUGCGUCCGCUUCGCUCGUUGAAAAGAAACAAGACGCUCAGAAUGAAUCUAUAGAGAUGGAGAACACUCAUGACAAUGCCCAAGGCCAGGAGGCUGCCAUGGACACGAACGGCGCCAAUGUAGAUCAGCAAAAUGGCCCUGAGAACCAAGAGGAACACAAUGAUGAUAAAAAGGAUAAAACAAAAGAAAAGAAAAAGGUCAUCGUUAAGACAAUUGAACUGCCUAUUGAUGCUCAAACACAUGGGUAUUCAAAACAUGAACUCAACACCUAUAUGGAACAAGAGGGUAAAAUGCAAGCUCAGGAUAGACAAGAGAAGGAGCGAGCAGAUGCACGUAAUGCUUUAGAAGAAUAUGUAUAUGAAUUACGUGGAAAGUUGUCAGAGGGUGAAUCCCUGCACGACUUCGUAGCUGAUGAUCACCGUAGUCGGCUUGUUAACCAACUGGAUAGCCUGGAGCAGUGGUUGUAUGAUGAGGGUGAAGACCAACAUAGACAGGUAUAUAGCGAUAAAUUAUCUGAGUUACGAACUGAAGGGGAGCCGAUCAAACAGCGGCGUCUGGAAUAUGAACUCCGCCCAGGUGCAUUAGAUGAUUUCGCACUAUCGAUUCAGUUAGCAAACAAAGGUGUUGAUCAAUACAAGGCUGGUGAUAUUAAGUAUUCUCAUUUAUCUGAUAAUGACAUCCAAAAAGUGUCAGAAGCAGCAAAGAAUGCCUUAAAUUGGCUGGAGACCGCUCGCCAGACUCUCGCUCACACCCCGCGCCACCAAUCGCCUCAGCAUACCAUUCACCAGAUUCGCCAAGAAAAACAGACCUUCGAAAAUAUUGUUAACCCCAUCUUAAACAAACCCAAACCUAAAGAAAAAACCCCACCGCCAGCUAACCCCACUGCGGGUGAUGGACAGCCGGAAAACACGCCCAGCGAUGCACAACAAACACAAGAACAAAUGGACGUUGAAUGA